Molecule: messenger RNA, 2882 nt
Organism: Xenopus tropicalis (tropical clawed frog)
Lineage: Eukaryota; Metazoa; Chordata; Amphibia; Anura; Pipidae
Gene: ftsj3
Product: FtsJ RNA methyltransferase homolog 3
Exons: 22
Coding region: 133-2685 (850 amino acids)
Biological process (GO): rRNA methylation; rRNA processing
Cellular component (GO): nucleus; nucleolus; preribosome, small subunit precursor
Molecular function (GO): methyltransferase activity; rRNA methyltransferase activity
Source: RefSeq, a predicted model, not a curated record
AGCCACAAUACCAAGAUAGCGGAAAGAGAGGCUGUGUGACGUCAUUCUGAAGCGACUUACCGGAAGUUUCUCGAGACCGCGUGGAUUAUAAAACGUGAAAGAGUCCUUCGGAGAGCCUUUCAAUUAUCUAAGAUGGGCAAGAAAGCAAAGGUUGGAAAGAGCCGAAAGGAUAAAUUCUAUCAUUUGGCUAAAGAGACUGGGUACCGGUCUCGUUCAGCCUUCAAGCUUAUUCAGCUAAACAGAAAAUUUCAAUUCUUGCCAAAAGCACGUGCUCUGGUGGAUCUGUGUGCUGCACCAGGAGGCUGGCUUCAAGUUGCAGCAAAGUUUAUGCCAAUAUCCAGUCUUAUUAUAGGAGUAGACCUAGUACCCAUAAAACCAAUUCCUAAAGUAUUGACUCUACAGGAAGAUAUAACCACUGAAGCCUGCAGACAGACUGUAAGGAAGCAUUUGCAGACAUGGAAGGCAGAUGUGGUUCUGAAUGAUGGUGCACCAAAUGUUGGAGCCAACUGGACACAUGAUGCUUUCUCACAAGUGCACCUCUCUCUUAUGGCACUUCGUCUAGCCUGUGAUUGUCUCUCAAGAGGUGGUUGGUUCAUUACUAAAAUAUUCCGUUCAUCUGAUUAUCAGUCACUGCUCUGGAUUCUACAGCAGUUUUUUAAGAAAGUGAAUUCCACCAAGCCCCAGGCCUCUCGCAGCGAAAGUGCAGAGAUCUUCGUCGUAUGCCAGGGUUUUUUGGCUCCAGAUAAAAUAGACACCAGAUUCUUUGACCCAAAAUUUGCAUUUAAGGAUGUGGAUGGUCCUGUGCAGACUGUGUCUCAACUGUUGUCUCAUAAGAAACCAAAGGCAGAAGGUUAUGCUGCUACAUCUCUUUCUCUAUAUCAUCGUGCCUCAUUGGUUGACUUUCUUACAGUGGAGAAUCCUGUUGACUUUCUCUCAAAAACCAGCGAGAUUAUUCUGGAUGACACUGAAUUUGAGAGACAUCCAGCUACAACAAAUGAUAUACGUGAAUGUUGUCGAGAUAUCAAAGUAUUGGGUCGGAAGGAGCUUAGGUUGCUCUUAAGCUGGCGUUCUAAACUACGUAGACAUCUUGCUAGAAAAUUAAAGGCGGCAUCUAAAGAAACGGAAAAGAAGACAAUCAGUCUUAGCUCUGAUGAGGGAGAAGGACAGGAACCCAUAGGUGAGAAAGAUUAUGAUCAGGAGGAUGAAGAACUGCACCGGAAGCUGGCUGAAGUUAAAGCUGAAGAACUAUCAACACUUAAGAGGAAAAAGAAGCGUUUAUUGAAGGCCCAGCGGCAGCAGAGAGAGCGGAUUGAGCUUAAAAUGGACCUUCCUGGAGUUUCUAUUGCUGAUGAGGGAGAGACUGGCAUGUUUUCACUGCAUAGCAUUGGCAAGAAUGAGCUUCUGCAGACACUUUCUCAAGGGGAUAUGUGUGCCGCAGACUCUCUUAUACCAGAUGCUGAUGAUGAUAUUGUGCUCUCAAAUGAUGAGACUGGGGAAUUGGAAGGAGUAGAUGAAAUAUCUCUUGCAAGUGAUUUGGAAGAUUAUGAGCUGCAGGAAAUCCAUGCGUGUCAAAAAAUUGCAAGGAAGAAAAUGUUGAAGAAUAGAAUUCAGUCUCCUGCUAACGAGUUUUGGAUGAAGGAUGAAGGACAGGUCAACCCGUUACUUGUUCCUCUUGAAGAUACUUCAGAUCGGGAACAGAGAGACACCGGUCUGUGGUUUGGAAAGGGAAUAUUUUCAUCAUUGGAUUUUGGCGCAGAUGAAGAUUUGGAGAUUAAGCAAAUGCAACUUUUAAAAGGAAAUGAAAUAGGCAAGAUCCCACUGAAAAUGCCAGACCAAAUUAAAAUACAUUCGAUUUCAGGCACUGCUGGGGCAAAUUGUAGGGGUUUGCUUGUAAAGUCUGGGACUAUAACCAGCAGCACUGCAAAGGCAACAGAGUUUAUGCAGAGAGCUGGAGAAACGUCAUCUAUUGUGUGCUCUACUGAUAUUUCAGGGGAAAAUUAUGCAAGCAACACUGAUAGUGACACCAGUGAGGAUGAAAGCAUUAUAAAGACUAUGAAGAGGAGUUUGGGGAAAAGGGAAGAGCAAGGAGAGGAAGAUAAAUCAGAUUUUGAAGUAGUUCCUUUAGAGUGUACAGUUAAACGAUCUCGUGUGUUGGGCCCCGAUGGUCUUGCUCUUGGAACAGUUAUUGCUACAUCUAAGAAAUCGACAAGAGAUCUAAUUGAUAGCUCCUUCAACAGACGUAAUUUUAACGAUGACGAGGAUGAACUGCCAGACUGGUUUGUGUCAGAAGAGAGGAAGCACAGGAUAGUUCAAGUUCCUGUUGAUCGGUAUAUGAUGGAAGAAUAUCGAAAGCAGCAACGAGAACUUAAUGCUCGUCCCAUUAAAAAAGUAGCUGAAGCAAAAGCAAGAAAGAAGAGAAGGACUCUUAAGAAGAUGGAACAGAUAAAAAAAAAGGCUGAAGCAGUGGUUAACACCAGUGACAUAUCGGAGAGAGAGAAAGCUGCACAGCUGCGUAGUAUAUAUAGAAAAUGUGGCCUGGGCAAAGAGAAGCCUCAAGUUACUUAUCUUGUGGCCAAGAAGGGAGUUGGACGUAAGGUUCGCCGGCCAGCUGGAAUUAAGGGCCAUUUCAAGGUUGUAGAUGGAAGAAUGAGAAAGGACACAAGAAGCCAGAAAAGAAGAAAAUAGUGAAUUAAUUGAUCAAAUUAGUGCUUAAAAGGUUUUUUCCUGCAUUUUUACCGUCUUGUUUAAUGGUAAAAAAAUUAACUGAUGACUUUGUAAUCACAACCAGUACAAGAUCAGAGAGACAAGGCCAUAUUACUAUAGCCCCUGCAUUCUUGUUUAGGAUGUAAAUAAAUAAAAUAAGGUUGUCAUAUUUCCAUGUU